Molecule: messenger RNA, 7605 nt
Organism: Mycosarcoma maydis (corn smut)
Lineage: Eukaryota; Fungi; Basidiomycota; Ustilaginomycetes; Ustilaginales
Exons: 2
Coding region: 1-7605 (2534 amino acids)
Cellular component (GO): fungal-type vacuole membrane
Source: RefSeq, a predicted model, not a curated record
AUGACCAGCGACGGCUACGGCUCCCAAGAGCAUUUGCGUCGUCGCAUUGCCCAGCGAAACAGCAGAAACCUCGACUCAACCUCAGAUGCUCAGUAUUAUCAACCAGGCCAGCCAGUCGGUUUCCUUCGUGCUCGAGGAACAGCCUACGAGAAAAAGUAUCUCUCGAGGAAGCUGGGCUGCUGCUGCCUCUGUAUCGCUCCGGUUACUCUUCUCAUUGUUUUGGCACUUACCUUUUUCCCAAUCCUCUAUGCGCUUGCCAACCAUACACUUCACACCGCAGUACUGCAUGUGUAUCAAUCCAACAUUACCUCUCCCGGCAACAAUUCAUUCCCCAUCACACUCGAAGGCCAAGUCAAGAAGGUCGGCAUCUUCCCAGCACGCCUGUACUUUCGUGAGCCCGUCCAAGUAUGGUGGGUGCCACCGCCUCGUCCAGGCGAAAAAGCCUCACCCCAGACAUUGAAAGAGGUGCACCUCGGUCAAAUGAGAUUUGACUCUAUCGGUGCCGCAGCAGGCCAUGCAAGAAUCAAACAGGCAACCACAUUUGACAUCCAUGAUGUCGAGGCCUUUGGUGAAUUUGCAAAGUUUCUCAUCACAAAGCCUGAGUUUACCUGGAAGAUCAACUGCAGCAGCGUCCAUGCUGAAGCAUUUGGCUUCCUACCCACCUACAAAAAUUUGGUCUUCAACAAGCAUGUCGUCGUCAAAGGAUUCAACAAUUUUGAAGAUGUUCAAGUGCUCGACUUUCAGCUACCAGGUAGCGAUCCCCGAGGCGGCGCUUCCUUUGCAGCUACCGUUUCGCUUUCCAAUCCUUCCCCAUUUGGAUUUCAGUUAGGAACGCUCUCAGUGGAUCUGUUCUACAAGGGCAUGUAUCUUGGCCCCGCAAGCACCACCAAUCUCAAUGUUACCGCUGGGCUCAAUGUUGCAACUCUCAACGGCAGGGUUCUUCCACAAAAUGACAAUGCCACUGCUCUCGAGCUGCUAGGCCAACUAUUCACAGGAUACAUCAAUGGCCACGCUGUUCCUACAAUUGCUCGUGGGGUUUCGGCUACUCAGAACAAUGGCGAGUCGGUUGGCUGGCUAAGUCAAGGAAUCAGUGCUCUCGAGCUAGGUGUCCCUUUGAAAUCGCCCGUACCCAUCAACCCCAUCAAAGGACUCAACAUUGUCACUCUGUCUCUUGUCUACACACCGGAAACUGCUUAUUCGCCUACUGCCUACUCGAGCGCAAUUUCGGCCGAUCUUGUACUUCCUUUCGGCAUCCCUCUGUCAAUUGUCAAUGCCGCAAAUACAUUCACCAUCCUUUAUGAUGGCGUUCAGGUGGCUACCAUCAAUUCAGCCUAUUCGAAUUCUACAACGCAGCUCACAGUCAUCAACUCUGGAAACGCAGCUGGUACCGUCAACUUGACUUUGCCCCCUUCCCAGUUGACGUUGGCAAACAAUACCCAAGCCGCUCGUACCGAGCUUGAGCGCUUUCAGUCCUACCUUACACUCACCAACGGCACUGCGGUUCGUCUACAGGGAGCUUCCAAAGCUAUCACCGAUACUCCCAUGGGACGUGUCGUUCUCGACGGGAUCGUCUUUGACGUUAACAGCGGCCUGCUUGGACUGCAGGGGCUUGCGGCUUACCCGUCGGUGAUAAAUCAAGUAGAUGCGACGGGCGGAACUCGACAAGGUAUCAGCCUCUUGGUCUCUGCAACAUUGAUCAAUCCUUCUAACCUGAAUCUGUCUUUGGGAGACAUCUCCUUUCAAAUGGUGAAUCAUGAUGUCAUCGGAAUUGCUACUAUCCCCAACCUCAACUUGAUGCCUGGUCGCAAUGACAUCAAUGCAACGGCCAUCUUUGACGCCAACGCAAGUCCACGUGGCCUUGAAACUCUUAAUCGCUUCAUCUCGGGCCAAGACACAAGUAUUGAGAUCAACGGGUUUUCAGGCUCCACCAACAUCGCAUCUCUCCUCCCAGCUCUUUCUCUAAUCAGGCUCAACACAACAUUACCAGGAUUAAAGACAACUCUAAUCAGCAAUGCCAACCUCACCGUUUUGGAAACGACAGGUGUUUCAGACAACAUUGCCAACGCCACUGUCUUCCUUUCCAAUCCUUUCACAACGUCGCUGACCAUCACCCAAAUUCGGUCCAACGUUACAUCCCACGGCAUCUAUGUGGCCUCUAUCGACACGCCGCUCAGCUUCGUAGCCACUGGACAUGCAGUCACGCAGUCGCCACCCAUCCCGCUGGGCCUCAAUCUGUAUCCUCCCGACUUGUUUGGUCUCGUGCGAGCUCUUGCGCUGCAGAGUGGACAGGAUCCGAUCUACAUAGAUGCUCUGGUUCAGCUUGGCGGCUACAGCAUGACGCCCUCCACGGAGGCCAACUCUCGUCGUUCGCUUAUGCAAGAGGCAGUCGGUGAUGAGAUGGCCGGAUUGCUCGUAAACAAGUCAGAAGGCGAGUGGUCUCUGGGCUACUAUCGAGAGGAGCCAACAUCACUCUGGAAGCGCGACAACCUGUUCACGGGAUUUGACCUGCCAAGCUACGUUGACCGUGCUUUUGGAUCUGCUACUGCGAACUUGGAAAUCGUUGCCGCUGCCUCAGUCGGCAAUUAUGAGACAACGUUUACCUUGGCACAACAGGACGUGCCACUAGGAACGGAUGUGACGCUCAACAGACUGCUUCCUGUCCUUGCUCGACCAAUUGUGCAAAAGAUUGUAGAUGGUGCUACUCUCAAGAUCGACAGAGUUACCAUCCUUGAUCCUCAGCAACAGUCCUUCCAGACUGCUCUCCAAGGAACGAUCACCGACACGGGUCCCUUUGAUGCCACUCUAGAAUUUGCUGAGGGAUUGAACGUUACGUGGAACGGGCGUCUAUUGGGUAAAUUGGCAAUGCCAAAUGUCUCGUUCGUAGCAGAUGUGGGAGCUACAUUAGAGAUCAUGGCCCAAUUUGUGGUUGCCGAUGUUGACUACCUGACCGAGUUCACACGUUACAUGGUCACAGAACGGAGCUUCGUGUGGAAUAUUGCUGGCGAGAAUCUUCGCGUUGCGGCGCUUGGCAUCGAAAUUGACGGGAUCUCCUUCUCCAAGAAUGUGAUUCUCAGCGCCUUUGAUGGUCUUGUGAACAGCGUCAUCAUCAACUCCUUCGAUCUACCCUCGAACGAUCCAGCAGGUGGAAUACACCUCACUGCAGCCGCAACGAUCUACAAUCCUUCGCAAGUCGGGGUUCAACUCUCUCGAUUUGGGCUGAAUCUAGCUCGCAACAAUACGAUCCUGGGUCCAGGAUCCGUCGAUGAACCAUUUGUGCUGCAAGCAUUGGCCGUGACCACGCUUCCUUUGGCAGGCAGACUGAUACCUCAAACGACAGAUCAGGGCCUGGCUGUACUGUCUGAAGUAUUUCAGCGCUUCAUCGACAACAUUAACACGGAUCUCACUGUCAGCGGUGACUAUGCAGGUCCAGCGUCUGUCACUUGGCUUAACGAAGGAAUCAAGGCUCUUGUCGUUCAGGUGUCCCUGCCAUCUCAGAGCUUCACCGUACUGCGUACUAUCUCCAUCAACCAGAUCGCGCUUUAUUUCACCCAGGAUACCGCUUGGAAUCCAUCUACCAGUUCGAACAAUACGCAGGCAGAAUUUUUCCUGCCGUUCGCUUUUCCUGUCGAUAUACAGCAGGGAGGCGGGAAGUUCAUUGCCAACUAUCAAAAUCAAGACAUGGCAGAGCUCGAUAUCCCACUGUCGCCCUCCAUCACAGAUGUCACUUUGCGCAUAGUGACCCUCAUGUUCACUAACAUCCCCUUCGACGUUUAUGCGCCAGGUCACAACGCUUUCUCACAAUCCUUGACCGACACCACGGCAGGUACACAAGUCACCUUCAAUCUGCAUGGCAGAGCUAAUACUAAGAUCGACACUGCUGCGGGGCUUGUAUCAAUCAAUCAAAUUCCUUUCGAUGUCAAUACCAACUUGUUGGGCUUACAAAACCUGAAUGCUCGCCCAGCGACCAUUGCCAACCUGGACGUCUUUCACGGUUAUCCCUCAUACCUACAGAUCAAUGCCGAUGCUACUCUCUUCAAUCCGUCUCACGUCACAAUUGGUGCUGGUGACGUUACCUUGGAUGUCUUUUUCAUGGACAGAAACAUCGGUACGGCCGUAAUCAAUGGCCUGGUACUUGUUCCAGGUACUAACAUUGUCCCGACGCAGGUUCACUACUCUCCGCAAGGUGCACUCAACGUUGCCGCCGGCCAGCAGCUGUUGGAAAACUAUGUUCAGGGGAUUGUUUCAACAAUUGACAUUCGGGGUUCACAAAGUACCACACCCAUCGCUUCGCUCAAGCAGGCUCUCUCAGGUAUCCGCUUGCAAGCCGAUAUUCCACCGUUGCACCAGCUUCUACUCGCUCGUGCGAGGUUGGUCAUUCCUUCCAACAUUGCUCAGACGGGCAUAGCGCAGGCCAACUUUGAUCUGCAUAAUCCGUUCACCGCCUCCAUUAGCCUACUCAAAGUAAAGCCCGACGCAUUGUACCAAGGCAUCGUGCUCGGUCAUAUUGAUGAAGAUCUGUCGAGAAAUCCGAUCACCGCAGCUGGUCAUACUACCGUGACGUCCCGCUUCCUUCCACUCCAUUUCAACCUUGAUCCGAAAACGCUCAUACGCUUCGUACAGGCAGCCGCGGCAUCUACAGGCACAGAUCUUGGUCCUUUGCCACCGCUCUUUGAUCGAGUGCUCGGACAAGCUUCAACACAAACAUCAAUCAGUCCAUUCCCAGACUCAAAUCCUCCAAGCUGUUGUUCCGGGCAGCAAUUCGAUGUACUUGGCGCUGUCCUCCGAACUUUGCAGGGUCUCGAGACGACACUGAAUGUGCAGUCGAGCGACAAGCUUGACGACUAUGCUGUCAACCUCAACGUUGUUCAGCAACCAGUGCCAACCGAUACAGACAGAAGUGCUCUUUACCUGCUCGCUCCUGCCGGUGCUCCGAUAGUGCAAGACAUUGUGCAACAGGCAGUGCUUACUGUCACAACCGCUAAUAUCACCGGCAUUACCAACGCGGGAUUUGACGUUUCGUUGCAAGGCUCUCUAACCAAUACUGGUCCUUUCGACGCCUUAAUCGAUUUUACUGAGCCGCUGACAGUGACAUGGCAAGGGAGGGACAUUGCUCAACUAUCUCUCCCCUCUAUCUGUGCUUUUGCAAACGUGGGUGUGCCCAACCUCUCCACGCAAGGUCACUUGACCAUCACCAACCUUGGCGCCUUUACCGAUUUUGCCAUUUAUAUCUUACACAAUGAAUCCUUCGAAUGGACCGUCUCAUCGAAUCGUCUCACUCUUCGAGCCCUGGAGAUCAUCUUUAGCAAUGUCGAUUUCUCCAAGACAAUUGGCUUUAAGUCUUUCAACGGCCUCGCUGGUGUCACUGCAUCCAACUUUGACGUCCACGGCGAGACAGGCAAAUCUUUGUUGAUACGAGCAGGCGCUUCGAUCCCGAGCCCAGCCACUCUGGGUAUCCAGCUCGAUACUGCAAACUUUGAGAUCUUCUUCUUAGGAACUGACAUUGGGCCAGUACACGGCAGCAACGUGUUCCUUCCUGCUCUCGGGACCAUCAACACGACACUCGAAGGGGAAAUCACGUUCAAGUCAGGACGCGACCUACAGAACACAGGGAUUCUUUUCAGCAACUUCCUUCAAGGCAAAGCGCAAAUCAUUGAGGUUCGAGGUGUUUCUGUCGUCACGCAGGCGAAUGGCAACCAGCCCGUAAAUUGGCUGAGCGCUGCGUUCAAAACGCUGACCUUGCAGGUCUCACUUCCCGGCCACAUCUACCAGCUCAUCUUCUCCAUCACGAUUUCGGACUUUACCAUCUAUGUCCAAGGUGACCCUGCUGACUCGUAUGUGGUGCCUACAAGUUCGAAUUCAACGCUUGCUACUUUUGCAAACCCCUUUACCUUCAGCUUGCAGCCAAUUCAAGCGGCAGCGCACAUCAACCUCUCAUACGCUAAUGGUGACACUGCGUACCUUGACCUUCCACAGACCAACGUGCAAGGAGGAACGUCGCGUGGUCCCAACGACAUUCAGGCAAUUCAACUCAUGUGGCGUCGGCAGAGCCUCGUCGCUGUUGACAGGUCGAGCUUCCAGACUUUCUUUGCACAGCUCACAGACACGCCGAGAGGCACCUUUGAUAUGAGAGGCGGAGUGGAUGUGGUUGCAAAGACAGUUAUAGGUAACAUCCCUAUCUCUGGGAUUCCAUUCGCCGUCACCACUUCGCUUGCUGGUAUCAACAGCUUCAAUCACGUUGCCACCUUGUCUGAUGCAGUAGUCAGCAGUGGAACGCCUGACUUUGUGUGGGUACCGAUCAAAGUCACACUCACAAACCCCUCGAACAUCACUGUCUUUACCAACGAGGUAUUCCUUCCUGCUAUUUUCCGAGGUGUUUUCGUGGGGCGAGCCGAGAUUCCGGUGCUUGGUCUCAUCCCGGGCGAGAACGUGGCGCAAGCCUAUUUCUACUACUCUCCUGCAAACGCCAAUGACUCGACGGCUCAAGAGCUAUUCACGCUGUAUAUCCAGCCAUCCAUCUCAGACGGCACCUCACCUCAAUCUGCCCCACUCACCAUUGACGGUACACGAGCGCCAUUGACAAAUUUGACUCUGUACGACUCCUUGCGUCCUGCUAUCGCUGGAGCCACGGCCACCACAGUGUUGAACGGAAUUGGUUCUCGCAUCGUCACUCAUAUCAACGUUUAUCUUACUAUCGAGACUAUUACUACCGGACUGUCGAAUCUUCUACUCGGAGGAGCUACACUACCUGUGGUCGAAAUCGAUCUGACUGCGCGGAACGAAUUGGGCACCAAUUUGUACAUCACUGCCCUGCAAACGUCUGCAAAGAUCGCUGGCACGAAGCCAGUCGAUGCAAACAAUCCAGAUGCACGGGUAUCGUUCACGUUUCCAACUGCGUUUUCUGUACCGGCCAAAGGAACUAGCAGCUCUGUCAGAGUGCCAAAUGUGGUGCUGCCGAAAGGACUAUUGGCUUCGUUGCCAGUCAUUGGCCAAAAUCUCGACCUAUACAACAACUUGCCUGUCCGAAUCGGGCCGUCCGUUGACGACAGCUAUUUCGCCCCCGGUCUCAACUACAUUGAGCUCAAUGUCGACACAGCUUACUCCCUGGAUCUUGCUGGACUGAUCAUCCCCAUCGGCGGGCCAAUUCGCACUCUCGAGGAACUGUUGAACACGAUCUUACAAGCCGGUGCAAACCUCGGCAGUCUGAUAGAUGGCCUACCAAACCUUUUGACGCAAGCGCUACAGGGCAACCUCAUCGGUGGCUUGGAUCAGGAAGCUAAGCAGGUUGUCUGUACGCUGACGCAGCUUACAAAUGGUCUAACAGGCAACCUUCUGGAUAGUAUUCUGUCAGAUGCCAGCUGCCCGAACCGUCCCUCGUCUUCGUCGGCACCAGUGUCAUCGACCGUAGCGUCUAGCUCAGUCAUCCCGUCUUCGUCUUCGUCCUCGACAGGGACGGGUACCCCGACUUCUCCGACUGACGCCACAUCCAUCACAACUCGUACUUCGGUAGAGUCAGCAACUGACCAAGGAGAGCGAGCAUCGCCUACCGCUCAGACGUCUCCAGCAACCGCCACGCCUUCUCCUGCCCUUCUUACGCUCCCCUUUUGA